Molecule: messenger RNA, 1492 nt
Organism: Amaranthus tricolor (Joseph's coat)
Lineage: Eukaryota; Viridiplantae; Streptophyta; Magnoliopsida; Caryophyllales; Amaranthaceae
Product: short-chain dehydrogenase TIC 32 B, chloroplastic
Exons: 8
Coding region: 325-1311 (328 amino acids)
Source: RefSeq, a predicted model, not a curated record
AUAAAAUUUAAGGUUGCACUUGUGUUGAGCAAUGCCACAAGUGCCUUACAAUCCUUGGGAGUCCUUAUUCCUUAGUCCUACACUCCAACUACAAUCCUUGGGGUUUUCAACUAAUUAAUUGCCAAACUGACUCAUCCAUGCCCAUUAAGACCCAGCUGAACAAGUUGGUAUUUGGUAGUUGGUUGGUAGUUUAUAUAAACUCUUCUCUUCUUUUUUUACUCUUAUCCAAACUUGCACCUACUUCAUUUUCACAUUCAAGUAUUCUAUAUUCUUUUCUAAUUUGAAUAGAAUAUAAACAAUUAUUAAUCAGAGGUAAAAAUAAGAAUGGUGAAUUUAUUUACAUUGGUAACUGGAUAUCCAGGACCAAGCGGAUUCGGAUCUUCUUCUACUGCUGAACAAGUCACCCAUGGAAUCGAUGCUUCUAACCUCACUGCCAUUAUUACUGGAGGUGCGAGUGGAAUAGGAUGGGAAACAGCGAGGGUGUUGGCACUUCGAAAUGCACAUGUAAUAAUUGCUGCCAGGAAUAUAAACGCCGCAAAUGAAGCAAAACAACGCAUUUUGGACGAAAUCAAAUCAGGUCGAGUGGAUGUUCUCAAGCUUGAUCUCUCCUCAAUCAAAUCUGUCACAGAAUUUGCCCAUAAUUUCCUUGCUCUCAACCUACCUCUCAAUAUUUUAAUAAACAAUGCUGGCAUUAUGUUCUGUCCAUUCCAGCUUUCUGAGGAUGGGAUUGAGUUACAAUUUGCUACUAAUCAUCUUGGGCACUUUCUAUUAACAAAGUUGCUGCUUGACAAAAUGAAGCAAACAGCAAAAACAACAGGGAUUGAAGGAAGAAUAGUAAAUUUAUCGUCAAUCGCACAUCUUCACACUUAUUCAGGAGGAAUCAGAUUCAAUAAUAUCAACGAUAAAUCUGGUUAUUCUGACAAAAGAGCUUAUGGACAAUCUAAGUUGGCAAACGUACUCCAUGCAAAUCACUUGGCUGCUCAACUCAAGGAAGAGGGUGCCAAUAUAACCGUGAAUUCUUUACACCCAGGAUUAAUCAUGACAAAUCUCAUGAAACAUUCAUACUUUUUAAUGCGUUUUUUCAACCUUCUCACUGGCUUCUUUUUGUGGAAAACCGUCCCACAGGGAGCAGCAACAACAUGCUAUGUGGCCCUGCAUCCAAGCUUAAAAGGAGUAACAGGCAAGUAUUAUGUGGACUGCAACGAGUUAGAACCUUAUUAUCUUGCUAAAGACAAAGACUUGUCCAAAAAACUUUGGGAUUUCAGCGAGGAUUUGAUCAACUCAGCUUCCGACCUUAAACACACUGGAUAGAAUUCUACUUUUACAUGAACAUCGAGUUUAAAACUUACUUCUAUAUUACCGUAUUACUGUGACCGUAACCGUCUGUUAUGGUGAUUGUGACUGUAAUUGUGACAAUGACAUAUGUUUUAUGUCCCAUGUUACUUUUUUUUUACUAUUAUUGUUAAUUACAAGCCUUUAAAUUUCACUUUAA